UCACUAACACAUAUCGCAGCUGGGAGCGUCAGAGCAGCGCGAGGCCGACCUUAAGACAAACGGCGCGCUCUCAUUGGCUGCCGGCUGCGUCAGUCCGGCCCGGGCCCGCCUCUUCCCCCUCCGGCCCAGGCUCGGUUGAAUCUCCGGGUUGGAGUCGUGUGCGGUUGCAGUGCGAGAGAGGGUCGCGAUGAUCUGACAGAUGAAAUAGCGAAAAUAAAGAGCGAGCAGGCGGCGUCCUCCCUCACUCAGCCAUGUUCCCCAAAGGCAAAGGCACCCCGGUGCCGUCGGACGGCCAGGCGCGAGAAAAGUUGGCCCUAUACGUCUAUGAGUAUUUGUUACACAUAGGAGCACAGAAGUCAGCACAGACCUUUUUGUCAGAGAUUCGAUGGGAGAAAAACAUAACACUUGGAGAACCCCCUGGAUUCCUACAUUCCUGGUGGUGUGUAUUCUGGGACUUGUAUUGUGCCGCACCAGAGAGGAGAGAGACAUGUGACCACUCCAGCGAAGCAAAAGCCUUCCAUGAUUACAGUGCAGCAGCAGCCCCCAGUCCUGUGAUGGGAGGGAUGCCCCCUGGUGAGGGCAUGCCAGGAGGACCCAUGCCACCUGGCUUUUUCCAGGGUCCUCCUGGUCCCCAGGGCUCUCCUCACCCUCAGCCUCCUCCCCCUAACAGUAUGAUGGGACCUCACAGUCAGUCUUUUAUGUCACCUCGCUUUGCUGGCGGCCCAAGAGGUCCCCCCAUUCAAAAUGGCUUGCACGCCCAUUUCUGGUCUGAAAUGUUUGUUUUUUGGUUUCAGAUGCCUUAUUCAUCACCCUCUCCUGGCGCAUAUGGGGGGGCAUCUGGAGGAGGAGGACCUCCUGGAACUCCCAUCAUGCCCAGCCCUGCAGACUCCAACAACUCUGGUGACAAUUUGUAUACCAUGAUCAACACUGGACCCGGUAACCGAAAUAAUUUCCCCAUGGGCCCUGGCUCUGACGGACCCCUGGGAGCCAUGGCAGGGAUGGAACCACACCACAUGAACGGAUCACUAGGUUCUGGUGAUAUGGAUGGAAUGAACAAGAAUUCUCCAAACAAUUUAAGUGGCAUUAGCAAUCCUCCCGGGACUCCAAGGGAUGACGGAGAGCUGAGUGGAAACUUCCUCCACUCCUUUCAGAGUGAGAACUACUCUCCGACCAUGACGAUGAGCGUGUGACCCCCUCCUCCACCCCAACCCAACAUUAUUUGCCAUCAUUCCGAGGAUCUGAACUCACUAUAGGACACAGCCAAACACAGCAGCACCGAAUCAGGGACGGGUGCCACUUUGGUUCCACACUAGACGCCUGAAUGCUGAUCGGAGAAAACAAAAAGAAUCAACAACGGCUGGCAACUUCUGCUCCUUGCUCAAAAAUGAAGGACAAAUAUCUCCCAUUUAUCACAACCCACCAAGUGUGACAAAACCAGCUACUGAAAUGCAUUCAUGACACGUUUUAUGUUCUCCGCAGAGUCCCCGCCCCCUGUAGUCCCCUCAGAGCAAAGAGGAAAAAAAUUGUUGAAGUUUACCUCUUGUACUUUUUAAUCAUUGCUUUGUGGUGCAAGAUGUGCAGGAAAUAUCUCCGCUUUUUGUCACUUAAAAACACUGGAGAGUGUGCAUAUGCAUUGUGUGCUUGGAAAGUCUUUGUCUUGUCAUUUUACUUAUCGCCAUGCGUACUGUGUCACGAACGUCGGUUGACACAGGACUCGAGAAUUUGCCUUUUACUCUGUGGCCACCUGUCUGAAUUAUGUACUACUCUUCCCCGUCACGCCCACUCUUCUAUUUAAAGAGAUUUUUAAAGGGGGGGAAAGAUGUGAACGAAAGAAUUACGGCUUUUAUUGUGACAACCUUUCAUGGUAUGAACGUGCUCAGAUGGUUCUUACAAUGUCAAUUUUCAGUCUGUUACUGUUGACGGCGACGCGUCCCUGCACCCUCUGCCGUUUGGUUUUUAAGCGGCCGGGCUGCCGUUUGCGUCCUGUCGAGGGAAACCAGACUUUGGGCAUGAGAAGUGAGUGCAUGAAUGCUGAGAAUCUGUGUACAACAUACUACCUAGUGCUGCUCUUCUCUAUGUGGACACCUGCUUUAAGAUGUGGUGUAUAUCUCUUUACCUGCCUGUGCUUAACGCUCUGUGCUCUUCAUCAUCGUAGCCUUCUGUGUUCUUUCCCAUUUGAUUCUGUUGAAAAUGGCCAUGAACGAGCUGCCCCGUUUAAAUCUUAAUACGUAUUGGUUGUUCAUACUCCCUCCCCCCGUAUCAUUGGUCGUCCCCUCUCCUCCCCUUUCGACCCACACAUUUUAUUUUUUGAUACGAUCUUUGACUAUGUAUAUUGCCCCAUUUAUUCAUUUAGUCAAAGCUUUCUAAACUGAUUCUAGUAGGCAUCAUUAUAAACUUAGCAGCAGUCUUGUAAAUGUGAUGAGAAAUCUUUUUGUUUCUUUUUUUCUUUUUUUUUUCUCCUCCAGUGAACAUUAUGCAUUAUACACAUCUGUCCUAUGUUGCCUUUAUUUGCUGAUAUUUUUUUAUUUCAAAUUGAGGAAAGAUUGCUUGUUAAUAUAAUUUUACAAUAACUUA
Paralichthys olivaceus (Japanese flounder) is the source of this 2574-nucleotide messenger RNA. Lineage: Eukaryota; Metazoa; Chordata; Actinopteri; Pleuronectiformes; Paralichthyidae. The record is from RefSeq and is a predicted model, not a curated record.